UUUGCCGCGCGCCACGCUCCCGCGCACACGCUGAAUUUUACAAAUACGUACAUAUACGUAGAGCAGUAGCAGGUAUCCGCAUUAACCUCGAGUGUAAAGAGUGAGUGUGAGCGGUUAUAGCACGUUGAAAACCUUUGUUCCUGCAUGCACACGUACGAGCGCGCAAUGAAAAUUUUGCAGAACAUGCAGACCGCCAGAAGCACGUGUUGCGAAAGCAGCGCGAACCGUUUGCUACCUACCCCAAAGGAAUUGUAGUUUUAUAGUAGUUCAUCAUCAUCGGUCGAUAGUGCGUUGUGUGUCUUUAUAUGUGAUUUGUUGUUAUUGUGCAGUGUUUCCUCGUCGACGCAAGUCUUGUUCGAAAUCUCGUUUAGGCCAAAAAAACAAAUUUGAUCCUUUGUAUAUGCUGUCCGCGAAGUUGUUACUGAAGCGCUCAUGGUCCUUUCUACUUUACGCUAUAAAAGUUUACCCACGUAUAUUUGAAAAGAGAAAAAAGGCACAGGCAGUGCGAGUGGACGACAGCUGCACGCGUUAUUGUUUUUGCGUCUCGGCGAGUCGCAAAAUUGGAAGCCGAUCAAAACAACCCAGAAAAAUAAAGCCCACUGAUGUAUCGUCGACGCAGUGCAGCAACUCACCAACAAUACCACCAUCAACAUCAUCAUCGUCAUCGCCAUGUCGACCUCGUCGAACAGAAGCAGCAGCCGAAACAGUUUCCUGGAUCAGCCGGUCUACGAUCAUCCGGGAGCGAUUGCAACAGCUGCAACCACCGCUACCAGCAAUACUGCAUCGUUUACCAGUCGCAUUAACAGCAGCAGGAGUAGCCUCGCAAGCUUCCCCAACAACAGUAUAAUAAGCCAGCGAACAGUGACGAGCCUGAAACAGCCGAGCUCAGCCUACGUGCCGCAGGAUAGAUUCUCGAGAUAUUUAACUGCUCUCUCGAGUCUUGCCUUCAUCAAGUUCAAAAGGUUACCGGGUUCGGAAUUGCCUCUCGACAAGAUUGGACUGAUCACGAGUGUAACGUUAGGAUGGCUGACCGAGUAUUUGAACGCUGGCUUCAAGAACUCCAUGAGAGACAAGAUAAUGCCAAGCUUGUCGCAGCGAGAGACCUGCGAUGUGAAUGGACCGAGAUUGGAGAGCCUGCUGCAAGCACACUUUGUAGAAAAAGGCCAGGCAGGUGCGUCGAUACCACGAGUCGCGUGGCGCUUUGUGCGUACGCGCGUACUCAUCGGCAGCUUCCUUCAUUUUCUCGGCACCCUUUUGUCUCUAAUGGGGCCGAUCUUCAUACUCAGUACAGUGCUCGAGUCCUCGGAUAGGCGAGGUUUGAUGACCGAUGCCGCUUCGAGCAACGCCACCAACGCGACCGACGUGUCGUUGAGAUUUGUUGACUUCUCGACGACUGUAUCGAAUAUUAGUGACCACAAUGAUACUAUAACAAUUAGCAACACCAGCAUCCAGUACAACGAUGUCAUCAAUUACUACGACUUCAACAUAUUCACUUAUACGGCGGCUCUAGUUGUCGUCGAGAUCGUAUCACAGUUUCUCGUGGCAUGGAGCUCCGCGCUCAAUCUUAGAACGGCAUGCCGAUUGCGCUCAGCAUGCUUAGCUGUUUGUUACAAGAAACUGUUACGUUCGUCGCUCAUCAACUCUACUGGUGCUCAACAAACUCUCACGUAUUUCGUACCCGAUAGCGAGACGCUUCACGAGCUCGUUGGCGUGGGUCCACUCGUUUUUUCUGGACCCGCUGCAUUGAUCAUUGUCACGGUGUACACGUACAAUGCACUCGGUGCCUGGGCCCUCAGUGGUAUAGUCAUGGUACUCAUCCUGUAUUCGAGUCUCGUUGUUUCAGCGUACUUUACCAAAUCCUACGCGGGCCGUGCUAUCGAGUACUCUUUGAAGCGCAUUUCUUUGGUUGAAGAAUUUGUGAGUAAUAUUCAAUUGGCCAAGAUCACACUGUGGGACCAACAUUUUCAUGACAAGAUCAAAGAUGUUCGAAAGAAAGAGCUAGCCGAAAUGCGCUAUGGUGGUUUCAGUGAAGGUUGCGGCUUAUCAAUGAUACACAUGCUUCCGGUUUUUUCUUUAGUUACCAUUACACUUGUUAGUCUGAUAUUAGAUAAGCAGAUUUCGUUCGUUAAGUAUGGCCCUGUACUGGUACUGUUUUUAGUGAAUUUAAAGCUUUGCAUACGUACGAGCUGGAUGGCGCUGAGCAGUAUAUCUCGUGGUCUGUCUUUUCUUAACAAACUUAAGGAAAUUUUGACCUUGCAAGAACCCGAUAAAUUUUACGAAAAACCUAUAGAUAAAAAUUAUUCUGUGAUUAUCCAUAAUGGAAACUUUACUUGGUCGAAAAAUUCCAAUGAUUUAAAUAAUAAGCUUCGUACGGUGCAGAAUGGCAAAAGAUCAUCGAGAUUCUACGUAGAUGGAGAACAAUUAAAUGCCAUCGAAUUCAAUUUUUCCAGUCCUCUAGUCACUACGUUAUCGGAAAUUGAUUUUUACGUUCCUAAGGGCAAGCUAGUUGGUAUAUAUGGUCAUCAAGAUUCUGGCAAAUCGUCUUUUUUGCUCUCCAUACUAGGUCAACUGCGCCGUACCGGCGGUAAUGUAGCAGUCGAUGGCACAUUUGCUUACGUAUCCCGCGAACCAUGGCUCAUGGACGGUACGGUCAAAGAAAAUAUUUUAUUCGGUGAACAUCACGACAAUAACAAAUUAUCUAGAAUGGUUCGCGCUGCGAAGUUGACAAAUGACAUAGCUACCUUACCCGAGCUUGAAGACACCGAAAUAGAUAGUAUAAAUCUCACUUUAGCUUUUAAGCAAAAACUAAGUAUGGCUCGCAUUUGCUACGCUCAACGGGAUAUCAAUUUAAUCGACGAACCCCUCAGCGAUCUUUCAGUCGACGAGCGAAUCGAAGUUUUUGACCGAUGCAUUAGUCAUCUACUAGGAUAUAAAACUGUCAUUGUAGCAAGUGACAGAGUUGAGUUAUUAAGUCGAUGCCAUGUGAUAUACGUUAUGGUAGAUGGACGAAUAAUCGCAAAUGGUAAUCACGAAGAACUAGUCCGCUGUAAUACUCAGUACGCGAAAUUAACCAGUCAUCAAAUGAAAACCAUAAUGCAACAGCAGAAAAAACCGAAGAAUGGCGAUUACUCGAGCUCGUCGCCAUCCAGAUUGACAGCAUCAACUGGAAAAGAACUCAUAUCCAGUAAUGGCUCAUCAUUCAACAGCAUAGAUCGUAAAGAUGACAGUGCACGACUAUUGUACGGAAAACAUUUAGAUUUUCCUGUAAUACAAUGUAGCUUCGAUGAAACAGCUAAACCAAAGACUGGGACCACUGUUUAUCAAAGUUAUAGUGGUGGAUGGUCCGUUUGUAUUCUACUUUGCCUAUUAUCUAUUUUUUAUGCAUGUUCAGUUGCCAUAGCACCAUAUUGCAUAAUACAUAUCCAACAGGCAUCAUUCUUACAGAAAGAUACAGAAGAAAUCAAAACGAGCCUUGGUGUAUUGGCUACUCUAGUUGGAUUUCUCGUCGGGUGUGGAAUUAUAUUAUUAGUAGCUUAUAGUAAGACUAUAUUCAUGGCAUCGGCAAAACUUCAUGAAAAUUGGAUCGAAAAUUUAAGUUGCGCGCAGAUACCUGUUUUCAGUACCUCCACGAUAUCAUUUAUUCUUAAUAUCUGCAGUUUAAAUUUGCAAGAAGUUGAUUCGGCAUUGCCGCGAUCCAUUAUAAUCGUAUUGAUAAACGUAGGAAUUAGUAUAAUUAGUAUUGUAAUACUCGGUAUUAUUUCACCGUGGCUGAUUUUGCCAGUUUUAGCUUAUGCUAUUUGCGCUUUACUGUGCAGUAUUUACAUAAGGAGAGCAGUCUUAUGUUUGCAUGAGCUAAAGGUGAGCUCAGCGACGUUUGUGCUGAAUUACAUCAAUAAUACAGUUCUUGGUCGUGCAACGAUUCAGGCAUUCGCCAGAGAGAAAGAUUUUACCAAAAAAUAUUACAAACUUUUUAAUGAAAAUUCAACCUACGACUUAAUGCUUUACGCUACCAAACUAUGGCUCGAGUUUCGUUUAAAGAUGCUCUCAGUUCUAGUCUUAUGUUCCGUGAUAUUUUUGACGGAAGUGUUUAUCAAAAAUUCAAAUAGUACUUCAUGGCUCUGUCUUGCAUAUGUUAUCACAAUGCAACUAUCUUUUAGUAUAUUACACGGUAUUGGAGCUGUAAAUAAUAUAUACACUAGCCUUAUGGCCAUCAAUAGCAUUGAUCAUUAUAUAAAGACUAUACCAAAAGAAAAAGAGGGGUCUGCUAGAGUCCGAAUAAACUGGCCAACGGAGGGAAGCAUCGAAUUUAGGGACGUUUUUUUGUUUGAUAGAGAAGAAUCAAAUCAUCGACCACUUAAAUUCAACAUAGCCAACAGCCAAACUAUUUCUCUGAUAUCAAAUCGACCGGAAACUCGAAAGGCAUUUGUUAGUGCAAUGUUUCGAUUUUUCGAAUUACCAGGAGGUGAAAUUAUUAUUGAUAGGGCAUCUGUUUCACAACUUCCAUUAAAUACUCUAAGAAGAUGUAUAUGUUUUAUACCAGGAAAUCCUACUCUUUUUAGUGGUACUAUUCGAUAUAAUUUAGAUCCAUCCGAAAAGCUAACUGAUCAAACGUUGAUGAUGAUAUUACAAAAAGUUUAUUUGUGGGAGAAAAUUCUAAGGCUUCCGGAAAAAUUAGUUAGCAAUUCGAGGAAUUUGUUCAACGUUUACGAAAAAAUACUCAUUUUUUUGGCACGAGCGUUACUCAGUGAGCAUGUAAAAAUUAUUAUACUCGAAGAACCUGAAAUGGAUGUUACUGAUAAAAGAGGUGAAAUAUUGGAGAUAGUUUUAAAAAAUGUGUUCGCUGAAUAUACUAUUAUUAGACUAGCUAAUCACAAGGUCAAAGGGUGUUCAAAAUAUAUUCCACUUGAUGAUGAGAUUGACGAUUACAAUUAUGAUCGGGCAUCGUCAGAUUUGUCCCAGAUGACAGAUCCAAUUUACGCUACUAUACCAUCAAUUAAAUCCGAGGAGACAUCCAAUACAAGACUACCUUCUGAAUAAAUGAUGUUUUACUAGAUUGAUAUUUUGUGUGAUUCAUGUAAAAAUGUUGUAAAUUAGUUGUUAGGGUUUGUAUAUAAUCGCAUUACAAUGGUGUAUUUGAGAUUUAUAUUGAAUGUAAAUACUAUGCUACGGAAUUUGGUAAUUUAAUAAUUGUGAAUAAGAAAUGAAAUUAUUUUAUUAAAAAUCGUAUCUAGAUGAUAAGUAACGAGCUACGAUCCAAAUGUUUAAUUUUAUAAAUGUGCCAACUAACGAUUACUCAAAUCGUACAAUUGUUUUCAAGUGCCUUAAAGAAAAUUUUCAAAAGAAGUCUUGAAAAAUUAUAACACCUAGGAAUUAAUUUUAUCUGUACACAUUUAAUGUAUGAAUGUGAUUGCAUUGUAAAUUUCGUUUGCAGAGGCGAAUUUGAAACAAUUUUUUAUCAAAUUCACAAUUGAAUUUUAUUUUAUCAAAAAUAAAGUCAAGUUUUUAUACAA
This is a messenger RNA of Trichogramma pretiosum, 5510 nucleotides long. RefSeq names its product multidrug resistance-associated protein 9-like. The transcript is spliced from 20 exons. Gene Ontology annotation, biological process: transmembrane transport. The coding region runs from base 670 to 5037 and encodes 1455 amino acids. Gene Ontology annotation, cellular component: membrane. The record is from RefSeq and is a predicted model, not a curated record. Gene Ontology annotation, molecular function: ABC-type transporter activity; ATP binding; ATP hydrolysis activity. Lineage: Eukaryota; Metazoa; Arthropoda; Insecta; Hymenoptera; Trichogrammatidae.